AUGGAUAUCUUAAACGCCACAGAGGAGUUUGAUGCAACAUUUUGCAUCGGGCAAGGAGGGCAGGGAAGUGUUUACACGGUAAACCUUCCAUCAUUAGGGAGUAUAGCUGUGAAGAGAUUUCAUUCUUUAUUUGCGAAUACACAUUGCAAAAGCUUCACGAAUGAAGUAAAUGCAUUGAUUGGGAUUAAGCAUCGGAACAUUGUGAAACUCUUUGGCUUUUGUUCGAAUGCACAACACUCGUUCUUGGUUUACGAGUAUGUGGAGAGGGGGAGUCUGUUUAGUAUCUUGAGCAAUGAAAUUGAGUCCAAGAAUUUGGAUUGGCUAAAAAGGGUGAAUAUCAUCAAAGGUGUUUCUUUUGCUUUAUCUUAUCUGCACCAGGAUUGCUCACCACCGAUUGUUCAUCGAGACAUAUCAAGCAGUAAUGUUUUGCUUGAUUCCGAGUAUGAAGCUCGUGUUUCAGAUUUUGGAAUAGCCAAGCUUCUCAAGCCAGACUCGUCCAAUUAUUGCACAACGCUUGCAGGCACAUAUGGCUAUGUUGCACCUGAGCUUGCAUAUACAAUGAAGGUUACAGAAAUGUGUGAUGUGUAUAGCUUUGGAGUAUUAGCAUUGGAGAUAAUCAAAGGAAGUCAUCUUGGGGAAUACAUUACUCUGCUAGCAAAUUCAUCGACUAGAGAUCAUAUGCAGCUUAGCGAUUUGCUGGAUGGACGCCUUCCAUAUCCUGAUGAUAGAGUAAAAGAGGUUUUGGUUUUUAUCAUCAAUCUAGCAAGCUCUUGUUUGGUUGAAACUCCGAAAUCGAGGCCAACAAUGCACUUCAUCGCUCAUAAGUUAUCAUCAAUGGAUUCACGCCCAUGUACUCAUCAUAGAUAA
Molecule: messenger RNA, 867 nt
Organism: Nicotiana tabacum (common tobacco)
Lineage: Eukaryota; Viridiplantae; Streptophyta; Magnoliopsida; Solanales; Solanaceae
Source: RefSeq, a predicted model, not a curated record